Messenger RNA from Arabidopsis arenosa, 1276 nucleotides. Lineage: Eukaryota; Viridiplantae; Streptophyta; Magnoliopsida; Brassicales; Brassicaceae. The record is from the annotation of a GenBank genome assembly.
GUCGUGACUACUGAUAUACUUCUGAAUCGGAAAUGGCUUCGUCAUCUAAAACCCUAAUGGAUUUUUUUCAACCUGCGAAACGCCUCAAAGCUUCCCCUUCUUCUUCUUCCUCCUCUUUCACCGCCGUCUCCGUCGCCGGUGGUUCCCGCGGUUUGGGUUCCGCAGCAAACUCGCCGCCUCGUGUAACCAUCACCAGUUCCGUCUCCGAUGACUCAUCUGGCCUUACACCCGAACAGGUCGCUCGCGCAGAGUUCAACAAGUUCGUCGCCAAGUCCAAGCGUAACCUCGCCGUCUGCUCCGAGAAGGUCACAAAAGCGAAAGCUGAAGGAAGCUGCUACGUGCCUUUGAAUGAGCUCUUGGUAGAAGAAUCAUGGCUGAAAGCUCUUCCUGGGGAAUUGCAUAAACCCUACGCCAAAACUCUUUCUGAUUUCCUUGAACGUGAGAUCAUCGCUGACAGUAAAAGCCCUCCGAUUUAUCCACCGCAACACUUGAUUUUCAAUGCCCUUAAUACAACUCCUUUUGAUCGAGUUAAGACUGUCAUUAUCGGACAGGAUCCUUAUCAUGGACCUGGUCAAGCUAUGGGUUUGUCCUUCUCUGUACCUGAAGGAGAAAAGCUUCCUUCUAGUCUGUUGAACAUAUUUAAGGAGCUUCACAAAGAUGUUGGCUGUUCUAUCCCACGUCACGGUAAUCUACAGAAAUGGGCUGUGCAGGGUGUGUUGCUGCUGAAUGCUGUUCUUACAGUAAGGAGUAAACAGCCUAAUUCACAUGCAAAGAAAGGAUGGGAACAAUUCACUGAUGCUGUUAUUCAAAGUAUUUCACAGCAGAAGGAAGGUGUUGUUUUUCUCCUGUGGGGAAGAUACGCUCAAGAGAAAUCCAAGUUGAUAGAUGCGACUAAACAUCAUAUACUCACAGCAGCUCAUCCAUCUGGUUUGUCGGCGAAUAGAGGCUUCUUCAACUGCAGGCAUUUCUCUCGCGCAAACCAGCUACUCGAGCAAUUGGGGAUUCCUCCCAUAGACUGGCAACUUUAACUUGUUAACCGUAGUCUCAAGGCCAAGACGAAGUGUGAUCUUUCUCGGGAAGCCUAUCGUUUUUUGCAGUCCUUUUUGGUGAAGAAAAUCUUGACAGUUCCAGUGCCCUUUUUUGUGAAUUAUGUUAUCACGGAAACCUAGCAUAGGCUGUUGAAGUAGUUGGAUCUGAGUAUGGCUCAGUAGUGUCAAACUGUGUCUUCAUUUUGUUGUUUUCAAGAACACUGGUGUAUUAAAUUUGUAUGGAAAGU